Zerene cesonia (dogface butterfly) is the source of this 2501-nucleotide messenger RNA. Its product is annotated as unconventional myosin-Ib-like. Gene Ontology annotation, molecular function: actin filament binding; microfilament motor activity; ATP binding. NCBI's taxonomy places the organism in Eukaryota, Metazoa, Arthropoda, Insecta, Lepidoptera, Pieridae. The transcript is spliced from 17 exons. Gene Ontology annotation, cellular component: vesicle; actin cytoskeleton; microvillus. Bases 225 to 2501 code for a protein of 758 amino acids. Gene Ontology annotation, biological process: vesicle transport along actin filament; actin filament organization. The record is from RefSeq and is a predicted model, not a curated record.
UUCGGAAGGGAUUCUCUGUGAUCUGUCGUCUAUGAUUACUGAUUGAGUAUUGACUGAUACAACCUGCGAUAUGAGAAUAUAUUGAAAUGUUAAUGGGUUGAUCUUUAUUCAGAAUUAGUUCAAUUACUAAAUCAUACUUUUAUGCAAAGUAUCACAAGUAAGGAAAAUGCCAAGAAUGGUACAAAAGUUUGUUGUCUGCAUACGGUGAGAAGGGGCGCGGGGCCAUGGCGGAGCCCGAGGCGGCGUCCGCCGGCCUCGCUGACGCCGUGCUGCUGGCACCACUCACCGAGGACUCCUUCCUGCACAACCUGCAUGUCCGCUAUAAAAGGGACAUUAUAUAUACAUAUGUGGGUAAUGCCUUGGUGUCGGUGAACCCCUGUCGACCGCUGCCACUCUACUCGGCUGAACUUGUGCGCACGUAUCUAGCGCGUCCGCCUUUCUUGUUACCUCCACAUCUGUAUGCAAUAACUGCCACGGCAUACAGAUGGGUCCGGGAUCGCAAUGAGAACCAAUGUAUAGUAAUAACAGGCGAGAGCGGGUCGGGCAAGACGGAGGCGGCGCGCGUGUGCUUGCAGUGCGCGGUGGUGGCGGGCGCGGGCGGCGCGGGGGGCGGCGCGGGCGGCGCGGGGGGCGGGCCGGCCGGCGCCGCGCUGGCGGCCGCGGGCACGCUGCUCGAGGCGUUCGGCAACGCCGCCACGGCGCGCAACCACAACGCGAGUCGCUUCGGCAAGUUAUUAGACAUAGAAUUCGAUUUUAAAGGCGAACCGGUCGGCGGACACCUGACGCAUUACCUUUUGGAAAAGGAGCGAGUGGCGAGCGUGGCGGAGGGCGAGCGCAACUUCCACGUGCUGUAUCAACUGCUCGCCGGCGCCGAUGCGCACCUGCUCAAACGGUUGAAGCUGCAGCGGUCUUGGGAGACGUACCGCGUGCUGGUGGGGCGCGCGGAGGGCGAGGGCGCGCCCGCGUCGCCGCGCCGCGCGCCGCCGCCCGCGCCGCCCGGCCCGCACGACCCGCACGCUGACCGCGACCACUUCGCCUUCACCAAGGCGGCGAUGAACGCGCUGGGCUUCAGCGCGGCCGAGUGCGGCGCCGUGCUGCGCGUGCUCGCCUUCCUGCUGAAGCUGGGCAACGUGCAGUUCGAGCCGCACCACCACAUCGACGGCUCCAUCGGCACGCGCCUGGUGCACGAGUACGAAAUGCGCGAGGCGUGCGCGCUGGUCGGCGUGGACGCGGACGCGCUGGCGCUUGCGCUCGGCGCCGCGCCGGUUUCGGGCGGCGCAGACGAGUGCCCCGCGGAGGAGGAGUGCGGCUCGGAGCACGGCGCGGAGGGCACGGAGGGCGCGGGCGCGGCGGGCGCGGGCGCCGAGUGGGCGGGGGCGCUGCGCGACCGCGUGCUGUGCGCGCUCUACUCGCGCCUCUUCAACUGGCUCGUGAGCGCCGUGAACGAGGCGCUGCGCGGGCGCGCCGCCGGCGGCCGGCGCUCGCUGGGCAUCCUCGACGUGUACGGGCUGGAGUCGCUGGCGCGCAACGGGCUGGAGCGGCUGCUCAUCAACUACGCGGCGGAGCGCGUGCAGGCCGCCGUCACCGCGCUCACGCUGCGCCGCGAGCAGGAGGAGUACGCGCGCGAGGGGCUGGCGUGGACGCCGCUGCCGUACACGGAGCACGAGAGCUCGGCGGAGCUGCUGGACGCGGGCGCGGAGAGCGUGCUGGGCGCGCUGCGCGACGCCACGCUGCGCGCCGCGCCCGACGCCGCCUUCCUGCAGCGCCUGGCGCGCCGCCGCCACCCGCGCCUGCUGGUGCUGCCGCCCGACCGCUUCCAGGUGCUGCACUUCGGCGGGCCCGUCGUGUACAGCGCGCGCGGCAUCGUGGCCAAGAACCGCGACGCCGUGUGCCGCCGCUGCGCCGCCGCGCUGGCCGCCGCGCGCGAGCCGCUGCUGGCCGCGCUGUUCGCCGCGGGCGGGUCCCCGCGGCGGGCGAGCGCGCUGGCGUGCCGGCAGCGCGCGCUGGUGGGCGCGCUCGUGCGGCGCCUGCCGCCCGCGCCGCGCCUCGUGCGCUGCCUGCGCGCCGACGCCGCGCUGCGCCCCUACCGCUUCGACGCGCACCUGCUGCGCCACCAGAUCCGCUCGCAGGGGAUCAUGGACAUGGCGCUGCUGCGGCGCGCGGGCUGGUGCGAGUCGCUGUGCGCGCGCGGCGUGCUGGCGCGCUACGGCGUGCUGCGCGCGGGCGCGGCGGGCGCGGGGGGCGCGCGGGACGAGCCGGUGCGCGCGGCGCGGGCGCUGCUGCGGGCUCUGCCCAUACCCAGCGCCGAGUUCACGUACGGCCGCACGCGAGUCUUCAUCCGCAGCCCGCGGACGGUGUGGGAGCUGGAGGCACUGCGCAACGCGCGGGUGGAGCAACUGGUGACCGCCGCGCAGCGCGCCUGGCGCGCGCACCGGCGCCGCCGCCGCGCCGCCGCGCAGCGCUUACGUAUAUUGUAUAUCACGGUGGCCACGGGGCCCUAG